Beta vulgaris subsp. vulgaris (sugar beet) is the source of this 2459-nucleotide messenger RNA. RefSeq lists its product as hypothetical. Lineage: Eukaryota; Viridiplantae; Streptophyta; Magnoliopsida; Caryophyllales; Amaranthaceae. The record is from RefSeq and is a predicted model, not a curated record. Bases 584 to 1207 code for a protein of 207 amino acids. The transcript has 3 exons.
CCACCACCCUCCAAGUCUCCAACCCUUCCAUUUCCUUCAUAUCUUCAUUUCUCCUUUCAUUCCAUCACUCUCACUUUCUCUCCUCUGUUUUUUCACUCACUCAUUAUUCACUCUCAUAUUUAAAGUAACACCACCAUCACCACAAAACUAUAACCAUUUCCAUCUUUCUCUGCUACGAUCCCCAAAGGGUUUCUCUCUCUCCUCUCUCAUCUCACUCCUAGAUCUGUUUUUGAAUCUGUUCAUUUUUGGGUUGUUUGCUGGAUCUGAUCAGGAAAAAAAACCGGCCAAAAUCUGGGUAACUUUGUUGAUUUUUGGUUGAGUUUUAACGGUAAAUUUGUUCCGGUUGUUGUGGUGGAAUACUCGAGAUCUAGAAGUUUCUGUUCCGGGUUUUGUUUAUUUGGUCUUGAAAGUUGUUGUUUGAUGCUUUAGAAAUUGGUUAUAUUUUGGUUAGAUCUGACAGUAGUUUGUUGAAAGAUAAAGAUAAAGAGAUUUGUAACAGAUUUGUGAUCAUAGUAACUUGAGAAAGAGGAGGAAAUUUGUCAGUGAUUUUGGUGAAAUUUGUGUGAGUUUUCUGCUGUUUAAGAUGGAAACCCUAGUAGUUGUUGCACACCACAGGAACCAAUAUUACAGUGGUAGAGGAAAGGGUAACAGUCCAAUGAGGUUUGGUUCAUCACCUACUGGUGGAUUUAGGGAUAUUAAUUGUAGGACUUUUGAAUCUGGGAUGGGUUUACUUCCUAGCCCUUGUAAGAGUUACGGCACUCCGGUGAUGAACCGGGGUUUCGUGUCGCCAAAAGUGCUAACCCCAUGUGCUAAGAGUGGUGGGAAAGCGAAGAGUGAGGAUGUCAAGAUUUUGAAAAACACGGUGAGGAGUAGCCCGAUCCCUAUAAACUUGAAGGGGGAUGGUAAGAAGGAGACAUCGGCGAGGGAAAGUCUGUCUUUCUCGGAGCUGUGGGCAGGACCUGCUUACUCGAACUCACCCCCUCCGAGUUCUCUGCCCAUGCCCAAGUUCUCUGUGAAACCAAAAAGAACCGUGUCACUUGAGCUGCCUGCUUUAGAGUCUGAUCUGAACUUGCAGCCAAUGCCUAAGUCGGCCCCUGCUUCUCCGACUCGUGAAUCUACUCGAUCACCCUUCAGUUUCCUGCGCGAUGAUGAUUCCGCUACUAAGACACUUCGCCGUAUCCUCAAUCUUGAUGUUGCUGAUGAUUGAGUAGAGGCUGGUAUGCAGCGCUAAGUACAUCUAUAGUAAUAGAUGUGUAUAUAUAGGGAAAUAAACUGCCUUUGAGUUAGGCUGAUUUCAAGUUCUAGUAGUUAUGGUAGAAAAGGCACAAGAUCACACAGUUGCAGCUGGUAGUCAACAGGCUUUUAAGUUCCUUACUGAUAAGUGGUGGUUUAUGUAGUUUUACUUGUUUGAUUGUAGAAGGAAGUAAUUGUGGAGGGGGUGUGGCAUUGUUGGGUGAUUAAUUUUCUCCGGAACUUCGGAGGUAGAAGAAGAGUGAAAGAUGUGACAAUUUAUUCCACGCCUAUGAGAGGUGGGUGAAUUAGCAAGCUCAUUUGUCCGUUGGACUUGUGAGGGGAAAUCUUUUCGACUUGGUUAGCUUGAUUUAGCCAAGUCUAGAUAAUUUCUUUAUCUAAUAUACGUCAAGUUACUCUGACCAUUACUCUUAGCUACAGUUUCGAAAUCUAACGUUUCUGUGUACAUUGUAGAGUUGUAGACUUCUGAACAUACUGGUUUCUUUGAUCUCUUGACUUUCUUCUUAUACCCUUUAUCCUCAUUGACUCAAAAAUUCUCUCUUCUCUUCUUCAUCUGAUAAUUUCUAGGUUCAUAAUUUUCUUAACUCUUACCAUACUCCUCUGUAGCUAAAUCUUUUAUUUUUCCUAGCCUUAAGUAGCUUUGCAUUAUCCUUUUGUGGAUAUUCUCUUUAGUUCUUAUUAUAUUCUACUUCUAGUUAGCUUCUUACUCUGGUUAACAGUAGUGUCAGGUCAUCUGUGCACGCCUUCAUUACUGGUUUUUUGAGAGGUAAAGAUGGCGUAGCACUUAGAAAAAUGCUUGUAGUCUCUCUUCUGCAGUCUGAACUUCUUUCUGUUAGCUUCAGUCGCACUUCCUCCCCUCAAUUUCUAGUCUUUCUUAGCAGACGAUGCUACCUCCUUUCCUUUCUUCGUAUGGCUCGUGGCAAUCUACAGCAUUCGUUAAAGUUGAUGAAUCAGUUGGUGAAGGAAGGAUCUGGAGCGUGCUUUUGAAAAUUACGUAGACCACGUGGAAUGGUCUGUUGUACGCUUUGCUGUUUUGGCUGUUCGUCUUGUGUACUUCGUAUCUUCAGUAUACCUAGUUUGUCGUAUGAACUAUGUUUCUUAUGCUUCUUCCUUGGUUAUGUAGUUGAACUUUCUUUUACGUUCUCAGAUCAAGUAUCGUUAUCAUUGUAGACGCUUGCUUUUAUAAAGUUUAUGCUAAGACUUUUUUU